AUGGAUCUAUUUCUUCAAUUAAGUUCCAUUGCAAUCGUCUUUUCAAUAAUAUAUCUCUACAAUGCAUUGCUUAGAAGGUCAAACGGUACUGAAGUUAGCAAGAUUAGAAACGCUCCUGAACCGGCUGGUGCAUGGCCAAUUAUUGGCCACCUGCACCUAUUAGGUGGUGGUGAUCAGCUUCUUUACAGAUCACUUGGAGCAAUGGCUGAUAAAUAUGGGCCUGCAUUCAGCGUCCGCCUCGGGAAUCGUUAUGCCUUUGUUGUUAGUAGUUGGGAACUAUUUAAGGAAUGCUUCACAACCAAUGACAAGGCGCUAGCUUCACGUCCUACAACAACAGCAGCAAAGCUCAUGGGCUAUGACUGUGCUGUGUUUGGAUUUGCACCUUACAGCCCUUUCUGGCGUGAGAUGCGAAAAAUUGCGACACUUGAACUUCUUUCAAACCGUCGGCUUGAGAUGCUCAAGGAUGUUCGGAUUUCUGAAGUUGACAUGAGCAUAAGGCAUCUAUAUAGUUUAUGGGCUAAGAACAACUCUCUCCCUGUGCUUGUUGAUCUUAAAAAGUGGUUAGAAGACAUGACACUUAAUAUGGUUGUGAGAAUAGUGGCUGGAAAACGUUAUUUUGGUACAUCUGCUGAUUCUGAUGAAGCAAGACACUGCCGAAAGUCAAUUAGUCGGUUCUUUCAUUUGAUUGGCAUUUUUACGGUCUCAGAUGCACUUCCGCACUUUGGGUGGCUAGAUUUUCGGGGCCAUAAAAAGGCAAUGAAGAAGACGGCCAAGGAUUUGGAUGCUAUACUCGAAGGCUGGCUGGAGGAGCAUCGGCAAAGAAGAGUUUCUGGGGGAAUCAAGACCGAGGGUGAGGAGGACUUCAUUGACGUCAUGCUGUCACUUCAGGAGGAAGGAAAACUCUCAAAUUUUCAGUAUGAUGAAAAUAUUGGUGUCAAGUCUACCUGCCUGGCACUUAUCCUCGGUGGUAGUGACACCACAUCAGGCACGCUUGCAUGGGCCAUCUCAUUGCUUCUAAAUAACCGCCAGAUGUUGAAGAAGGCGCAAGAAGAAUUGGACCAAAAAGUUGGUAUGGAGCGGCUAGUUAAUGAGUCGGACAUUGAAAACCUGGUUUAUCUGCAAGCCGUCAUCAGAGAAACCCUCCGCUUAUACCCUGCUGGUCCGCUCUUAGGACCACGGGAAAGUAUGGAAGAUUGCACUCUUGAUGGUUACCAUGUUCCAGCUGGUACUCGAUUAGUUGUAAAUGUAUGGAAAAUUCACAGGGAUCCAAAGGUUUGGCCAAACCCAUCUGCUUUCCAACCAGAGAGAUUUCUGACAACCCAUGCAGAUGUUGAUGUUAGAGGUCAAUCUGGACUCGUUCCUUUUGGCUAUGGUCGACGCUCGUGCCCAGGUGUGACAUUUGCGCUCCAAAUUCUUCACCUAACACUUGCUCGACUCCUUCAUGCAUUUGAACUGGUAACCCCUUUGGCUCAGCUUGUUGACAUGACAGAGAGUCCAGGUUUAACCAUUCCAAAAGCCACACCAUUGGAGGUUCUCCUUAAACCUCGCCUCCCUGCCAAGCUCUAUGACUGAUUAAGUGUUCUUGAAGCUUGGAAAGUUUAGUUGAUGUAAAAGUGGAUAUGAUAAGUGCAAUAAAUAAUUGGUACUCUAUACCAGUCCGGUGGUUUGCUUGGAGACUUUUUGGUUGACAAGUAAAUCCGAAACAUCCGGAUCUUCCCAAAUCCUACUACUGUUUCUUACAUUAUGUUAUGAUUAAGUGUAUUUUCCUGGCCUGAUGAAGGCUUUUACGGUUUAUAAUCCUUGAAACUAGCUGAUACAUACCUAUGAUGUAAUCAAAGGUAGGUUGGAUACAUCAGAUACAUGUGCAUUUAUGUUUUGAUUUGGAGCAUUGGAAUUUUCUUGGUUAUUAAAAGUCCUGUUAAAUCUGCCAGAUUUACUUCUCCUUAUAGACAAAGGUAGAUAA
Molecule: messenger RNA, 1963 nt
Organism: Pistacia vera
Lineage: Eukaryota; Viridiplantae; Streptophyta; Magnoliopsida; Sapindales; Anacardiaceae
Product: xanthotoxin 5-hydroxylase CYP82C4-like
Exons: 2
Coding region: 1-1572 (523 amino acids)
Biological process (GO): defense response to other organism
Molecular function (GO): heme binding; oxidoreductase activity, acting on paired donors, with incorporation or reduction of molecular oxygen; iron ion binding
Source: RefSeq, a predicted model, not a curated record